GCGUCAAGCUCCGCCCCCGUGCCCCAUUGGCCAGCAUCAUCACCGCGCGUCUGACUGACAGCCGUGCAUAGGGGCGGGGCGCCGCCACCGCUUCCGCCGGGCCAUGGGGCCGCGCGUGCUGCCGCCGCCGCCGCUACUGCUGCUCCCGCUGGCGCUGCUGCUGGCGGCGCUGUCGUGCGGUGCCAAAGAGGCCUGGCCGUCGCGCCCCGCGCAGGUCACGUUGUCGCCGCCGCUAGUCGUGACGAACGGGAGCCAGCCGGGCGCUCCGCAUAACAGCACGCACGCGGGUCCGCCGGUGUCGCCGGGCUCGGCGGUGAAGCGCUCUUUCUACGUGAUCCUGGGCUUUUGCGGCCUAGCCGUGCUCUACUUCCUCAUCCGGGCGUUCAGGCUGAAGAAGCCUCAGCGGAGGCGAUAUGGACUCCUGGCCAACACCGAGGACCCCACCGAGAUGGCCUCGCUGGACAGCGAUGAGGAGACGGUCUUUGAGUCGAGGAAUCUGAGAUGAUGCUGAGCCAGGGAGGCGGCCUUUCCAGCGGCCAUGAGGGAAGGACAGGAGAUGGGACCCACCCCAGUGCCCAGCAACCCCCCACUCCACCGCUCAUUCCCCUGCUGGCCCUGGGGCUGGCCUCACCCAGUGCCAGCCCGAGAGCUCUUUUUGGAACCUGUGCAGCCUGCCUGCCUACUGCCACCUGCACCUACCGCCAGACCACACAGCCUCGCCUCCUGGAUGCUGCCCCAGCCUGGCCGAGGGUCCCAGGUGAAGACCGGACGGGCCCCGACAGCCGCUGCCCAGGACUCUGAGGCCCCCUUGCCUGACUGUGACUUGUGUGUCUCCCCUGUCCCCGUGGGGGCAUGGCAGCCCAGAACCGAGGCUGGGUGGGCAGGUGACCCAAGGGACCUUUCUGGGAGCGCCUUCCCGCUGGGCUGGGAACAAUAAAUGCAGCCAUGUCUCGGCAGCUGGUGCUGA
Cercocebus atys (sooty mangabey) is the source of this 967-nucleotide messenger RNA. It is a transcript of the gene FAM174C, whose product is annotated as chromosome unknown open reading frame, human C19orf24. Bases 104 to 505 code for a protein of 133 amino acids. NCBI's taxonomy places the organism in Eukaryota, Metazoa, Chordata, Mammalia, Primates, Cercopithecidae. The transcript is spliced from 3 exons. The record is from RefSeq and is a predicted model, not a curated record. Gene Ontology annotation, cellular component: extracellular region.